Pomacea canaliculata is the source of this 3990-nucleotide messenger RNA. Its product is annotated as polycystic kidney disease protein 1-like 2. Gene Ontology annotation, cellular component: membrane. The record is from RefSeq and is a predicted model, not a curated record. Gene Ontology annotation, biological process: detection of mechanical stimulus. The transcript has 19 exons. Gene Ontology annotation, molecular function: calcium channel activity; calcium ion binding; protein binding. The coding region runs from base 1 to 3990 and encodes 1329 amino acids. NCBI's taxonomy places the organism in Eukaryota, Metazoa, Mollusca, Gastropoda, Architaenioglossa, Ampullariidae.
AUGCCUCAGCUGGAGAUGACGUUGAACGCCAUGACGGAGACGCUGCUUGUCGGAAUGGUUGUCGGACAGGAGCCAGAGCGAGCGGCGCGCGGGGGUCUGUCGCUGAUGGCCUGCAAGACGACGGGGGAGACGCUGGCCUCCAAUGAAUUAGAGGUCGACCCCAAUAAUGUGGCCCUGAAGAUACACGCCCUCAUCCCAGAGAGCGAAGUGGAUCUCAAUCACGCCGAGCUGGACGUUAAGGCCAACGUGUUCACCAAGAACCCGUACCCGUCCAGUGACUUGUCCUCCUAUGACAUCACGUCCCCUGUGGUCAAGCUGGACGUCCGAGGUAAGAACGGCACCGUGAGGGUGAACAAGCUGACCGUCACCAUCAAGCGAGGCUCUAAGAUCGACAUUCCAGCCAUGGAGACCUUUUCGUCCAACGACACUCAUCAAGGCCCCAAUAACUUGCUGUACCACCGACUGCCGCUGACCUCCCCUCACUCAGCCAUCAUUACCUACAUCAAACUUCCGCCGGAUAUGGAAGCCGUCACCGCCUACUUCCGCCUUGGCAAUCUGUCUCUAAACAACAAGAUUAAGAAGCUAUUUAAAUUCAGUGUGGAGGCAGGAUUCUUUACCCAAGGCAUUAUCUUUGUGGGUUUUCUUGUAAGCGGAGACAACAACGACACCUACACGUACGAGUACCUGUCCUUCAUUGACAGCUGUCGUGUCUGGGACGAGGAGAACCGCAAAUGGUCCCCCGCCUGCAAGAUUUCAGACUUGUCUAGCCUCGAGAAGACGGUUUGCGAGUGUGAGAAUCCACCCGGAAUGACGUUUGCCAGCUCUUUCCUAGUGCCACCCACUACCAUCGACUUCAGACUCGCCUUCUCCAAGUUCGACGUCAACAACGCCUGGGUGUACGGCACGAUGAUCGGCCUCCUGCUGGUCUGGGUGCUCGGCGUCCUGUGGGCUCGUAGACAGGACAAGGCCGACAGGGAGAGGUGGCAGGUAGGUUUCUUGACGGACAACGUUGUGGGCAGCAGCUACUUCUACCUGCUGACCGUCCACACGGGCCUAAAGCGAGGCUCUGGCACCAAGUCUAACAUCAGUUUCGUCAUCACCGGCUCCCAGACAGACUCCGGCGUCCGUGGACUGACAGACGGCAAAAGGUCACUGGCGACUGGCAGCGUGAUGAGCUACAUCAUGGCCACCAGCACGUGUCUGGGCGACUUGGACUACAUGCGAGUGUGGCACGACAACUCUGGGGGAUACCAAGCCUCCUGGUACCUGAGCAGGAUGAGCGUAGAGGACCUACAGACGGGUCAGAGGUACAUGUUUGUGUGCGAGCGAUGGUUCGCCAUGGACAAAGACGACGGCCUUGUGGACCGCUUGGUGCCCCUGGCGCAGCAGGACGAGGUGAUGUCGUUCGACAAUCUGUUCUCGGAGUUCACUAAGCUCGGGCUGACGGACACUCACCUGUGGUUCUCCUGCUUGCUACGACCCGCACCCAGCGCCUUCACCCGCGUGCAGCGCCUGUCGUGCUGCGUCGUGCUGCUGCUGCUGACUAUGAUCACCAGCGCCAUGUUCUACAAGCCUGAGGACAACGAGACCGGCGCCAGCACCAAUUCCAUGGGCCUGGAAGUGAAGAUUGGCAUCAUGAGGUUUUCACCGACGACCUUGUGGACAUCCUUCGUGUCCAUUCUCAUCACCUCCAUCCCCACCUCGCUGUUUGUUGUCAUGUUCCGCUACAGUCGGCCCAAACCAGGGCCUCGGGCCCGGCCCACUACACGUCAACACAACCAAAACUUAGAAGCCAGCGAAGAAAGCAACAAAUUGGAGCAAAAAGACAAGAGCGGACAAGCGGAGAGGAGCGUGGCAGACCUUCCAGAAAAUAAACUGCAGGAAAACCCGCUUCCUUAUUACUGUCGCUACGUCACCUGGCUGAUACUUCUGACGACGGCGGCAUUGUGUGCGUUCUUCUUGGUGAUGUACAGCAUGCAGUGGGGCAAGACCACGUCAGGGGAGUGGCUCACCUCCUUCUUCGCUUCUUUCUUUGAGAGCAUCUUCGUAGUCGACCCUAUCAAGGUGAUCGCAAUUGCUCUCCUACUGGCUUUCUGCGCCCAGAACCCUUACAAGGACACUGCCCACAAGGAGCACGUGGACAUGGAAUGUAUGCUUGAAGAGGCCAAAACGCUGGGCGUGGAUGAUGCUGGUCUUCCCGCCAUCCCUCCAGACCCGGUGCCACAGAAAGUUCUGUUGAAAGCUCGACGGCGGCGAGAACAGGAGCAGACGUCACAGCGCGUCUUCUUUGAACUGCUGCUGUACACCUUCUUCGUCUUCUGCGUCUUCUGUCUGUCCUACACCAACCGCGACGAGAACUCCAACCGCAUGUACCAGCACCUGAGUAACAUGUACUUUGACUCAAAACGGAACUUAAAGAAUCCCCCGUUUCUAUUUGAAGAUAUCAAAGGCUACGAUGGCGUCAUGAAGUGGCUCAACGACACCAUGAGGCCGACGCUCUUCCCGCGCGUGGACACGCAAGGCAACACGCUGCAGCAGGGCGAGCGAGUCUUCACCUCUGACCCCGUCACCUUUAGGGUCGGUCCUGUUCGGGUCCGCCAGCUCAGGAUGCCUGUUCUGCAAAGGAAUAGGGGAAAUUAUCCUCAGCUCAUUAACUCACGUCACUACGUGCCCCCGUACAAAUGGGAGGAAGAAGAGAGGGGAAGAUUCUGUGUCGGUUGGAAGUCCUUGACGUGUUCUUACGACGACCUGGAGACCAGGCUGAGCCGCGUAGCCUGGACCUACCAGACCCUGAGUGAUGUGUCCGUCCUUCCGGUGUGGGGAGAGUACUCCACCUACAGCAGUGGCGGCUACAUCAUGGACUUCUCUGUUAACUGGGAUGUGGUGUCCGACACGCUGGAAGAGCUGCAGGACGGGGCGUGGCUGGACAAUCAGACUCGCGCUGUCUUCGUGGAGUUCUCCCUCUACAACCCCGACAGCAACCUCUUCGCCUACAUGCGACUGGUGGCGGAGUUCCCGGAGACAGGAGACACGCUGGUGUGGAAGGACAUCAAGAUCCUGCGCAUUGACCACCAUAUGCAGGCAGCAGACCUCUACAUCCUUAUUGGCGAAAUCAUCGCAGUUGUCGCCGUCAUCAUCUUAACUGUCGUAAUCGUCGUUAAACUGAAAAAGCAGAAGCUUAGUUUCUUCAGUGAUUUCUGGCAGGUGCUGGACGUAUGCACUGCCUUGUGUUCUUACGUUGCUAUUACGUUCUACGCCAUCAAGUACCUGACGGUGAACGACUCCAUGGCUGCCUGGCGUCAGAACCCUAAGGCGUAUGUGGACUUCUACCAAGCUGCCUUCUGGGACGCCCUGUACGGCUACAUGUUGGCGGCCGCCGUUUUCAUCACCACCCUCCGCCUGCUGCGUGUCCUGGGCUACAACAAGCGGCUGACCGCCAUCGGCACGGUGCUGUCCAUGUCCGGCAGGGACCUGCUCGGCUUCUCUGUCGUCUUCCUCGUCGUCUUCGUCGCCUACCUGUCAGCGGGCUACUUGAUGUUCAUGACUUCGCAGAGAGACUUCCGGUCACCGUGGCACUGCGCGCUGGCGCUGUACCAGAUCCUGCUGGGCAGAAAUGUCCUGAGCAUCAUCUCGGUGGACGGAGUUCUCUUCGCCUGGAUUUAUUUCAUCUCCUUCAUCGUCCUCGUGUUCCUUAUUCUCAUGACGAUGUUUCAGGCCAUCCUGUGUAACACCAGCAGCAUCGUCCAAGCAGACCUCAAGACAGUGCCGCCCCCAUACGGCCUGACAAACCUCUUCGUCAAGUUCUACCACUCGGCCAUCGUUGACUGGCUGCCUCCCUGGCUCCUGGCUCGCAGAGCGAAAGCGGCAGCUUCCACUGAUUCAGGCCCUUUACAAAGUGAAGCUGGGAAGAAGACGCAGCAGCAAGACGAGCGCGUGCAAGGUGUGACGCAAGAGUGUUGCCGGAGGUGUUGCAGCACCUGGACAAAGUAG